Molecule: messenger RNA, 824 nt
Organism: Drosophila mauritiana
Lineage: Eukaryota; Metazoa; Arthropoda; Insecta; Diptera; Drosophilidae
Product: metallo-beta-lactamase domain-containing protein 1
Exons: 1
Coding region: 95-781 (228 amino acids)
Source: RefSeq, a predicted model, not a curated record
AGUUGACGUUUCUGUUUGUAAGCAACAGCUGAUAAACAGCUGAUCCUAAAUAAUUUAAUAGGCUUGAGCGUUAGCGUUGUUAAACAACUAAACAAUGGCAUCCACUGAUCCUGCACAACGAAACCAGGUGACCUUGCUUCAGGUCGGCUAUUCUCGCCAAGAAGACGGAGACGAGUUCGCCAUGCGGGCUAACUGCACCUGCACACUGGUCCGCUGCCGGGAUGGCACCAACAUAAUCGUGGAUACUAUGACGGCCUGGGAUGGAGAGCACUUGCGUUCGUUGCUGGGCCAGCAGGGACUAGGCGUCGAUGACAUUCACGUGGUGGUGUGCACUCACGGACACUCUGACCACAUCGGUUGCAACUAUCUGUUUCUGAAGGCACGGAUGCAUUUGGUCGGCGCAUGUGCCUCACAUCAAGACCUCUACAUGGACCACCUUGGUAGUGGUAAUCCAGACGACCAACUGGCCCUGGACUCGAAUGCCGAGGUGGUAGUGAAGCGGUCGCCAGGACACACCCUCAGCUGCGUUUCCGUAAUUGUGGACAACUCCCAGCUGGGUGGACGGGUCGGUAUCACCGGAGAUCUCUUCGAGAGACGCGAGGACAUCGACGACGAAAACAUUUGGAUGGACGCUGGAAGCGAAAACGAGAAGGUGCAGCGCGAGGAGCGCAGUAAAAUGGCACAACUGUGCGAGUUUAUAAUCCCAGGACAUGGUCCGAUGUUUCCUGUCACAGCAUCAGUGCGCUGUAAACUAAAAGAAGACGCCACUUCUAUCACAUAAUUUAAUAGGCAUUAAAUACAUAUGCUAAAGAUUUUAUAAGAAA